Messenger RNA from Haliotis rubra (blacklip abalone), 5999 nucleotides. Its product is annotated as microtubule-associated protein tau-like. The transcript has 12 exons. The record is from RefSeq and is a predicted model, not a curated record. Bases 64 to 2760 code for a protein of 898 amino acids. Gene Ontology annotation, molecular function: microtubule binding. Gene Ontology annotation, cellular component: neuron projection. Lineage: Eukaryota; Metazoa; Mollusca; Gastropoda; Lepetellida; Haliotidae. Gene Ontology annotation, biological process: neuron projection development; microtubule cytoskeleton organization.
GCAAUCAGUUUUCAGCAGAAAAGACAUAUUGAACAUGGUGAUGGAAAUCUUACAGAAGUGAAGAUGAACAAGAAGCCUCACUUGAAAUCUUCCCAGGUUGGUUUAGAGGGUAUGACAUGGGUUACAUCUUUGAGAUCCUUUCAGUCUCAUAUACCAAGGCGAAAGAAACCUGUAAUCAGUUCUCAGAAGAAACCUGAGGUUGAACAAAAUGAUCAGAAUCUUACAUCAACAAAGGACAUAGGAGUAUCGGUUCAAUGGUGCUGUUCCUGCGACUGCCAAUGCCCAAAGCAGGAAGCCAUCAGCCCAUCACUGGUCAUCAUAAAGAGCACAAAGAGACAGUCCAGGGUCAUUAAACCAGUUACAGGUAUGGAGGAUAAGAAACCAUGGAGCACAUCCUUACGCUCCUACCCUUGCAAUGUUCCCCAGGCGAGGAAAUCUCUGUCAGUUCCUGUUGCGAUGACUGAGGAGGAUCCAGCUGGAGGACAUCAAGGUCCUUGCACAGGAUGUGAGGGUCCAAGGACAGGGAAGAGGAAGAGUGGACCUCCUGUGAGUGAGGAGGAGCUGGAGAAGGAGGAAGGGUGGUUGGUUGAGAGAGUUGUCCGUCUGAGGGAGGUUCAUCGUCUGGCAAUGGAGUCUGAGAUAAGACGGCAGAGGAUACAGAAAUUGCGACUGGAAGCGGAAAGAUUGGAAAGAAUGUUAAUGACAGGAGACUUGGAAUUAGGGGAGCGUUUCAAAGGUGGAAAGCUGGUUGUUGUUCCUGAGAUCAGGAUCAAUGAUAGGCAUGAUAAAGAUUUGCUAGACUCUGAUGUGCCAUAUCCGGUGAAGCGUGAAACCGACCCCAUGUCUCAAUCAAUGUAUGACGCCUCGACCUCCGACCCGAUGACGCAGUCGAUGUAUGGGUUUGAUAACGGUUUACCUGAUGCCGCACCCGUUUCGACAGAGAUACCCAUGCAAUUUGAUUCGUUGUGCUCUAACGGAGAUGCACAAUACCCAAGUAGUAAGGAUCAAGGCAGUGAACAGGGCAUGCAGAACGGAGCUGGACCUGACGCAGGUCCUGUCCCAGAAGGGGUCCUGAUUGACUUUGGAGGACAGAUCCAGAACCCUAUUGAAACAGCACCUAUGCCAGAGCCUUCUCCUGUGAUACAGAGCAAACCGCCAGAACCUAAGCUGAUGUCACAGGAGCCUGGCAUGUCACAGUUGAGCAAGCAGAAGGACAAGCGACCCGACAUGCUUGGUGAUCUCAUAGCCACAGAGCCAGCACCAGUCUCACAGGACAAGCAGCCGAAUGAAGAGAAAACUUUUGGGGAAGUGAGCGUUGUGCAGCAGACAGACAGUAGCGUUAGUCAUAACAUGGAAGGGGGUGGGGAUCUCACGUCUGAUGGAGAGUCAGUGAAGGGGGAAACAGUGCAAGGGGGGACAGUGCAAGGGGGGACGGCAGGUGACAGUCAGUCAGUGAAUGGGGAUGUACAACAAUCCAUGGAGUACACACAAACUACCAGAUCUGUGACAGAGACUAAUGGGGAUGAUACCACGGAGACCAGGAGAGAGGAGACCAUGGUUAGUAGGAUACCACAGAAACCUCCCUCACCAAAGAAAUCGGGGGUGCCAGUUCUUCGUUCACCAAAGAAAGAGGCCCCGGUUGAUGUGGGCCCAGGUUGGGAUGACUCAAUCACUGUCACCCACCCACGCUCACGACCAGCGCAUCUCCUGCCUAGGAAUCUGAAAGAGCCAACUCCUCCACCGAGGCCUCAGUCGGGGAGACAGGAUUCAUGCUGCACGGAUGUGACGGCACUAUGCUUGGAGCAAACAAUCAAAAGCUUAGAAAGGAAAAAGUAUGGGAUUGACUCGAAGCGGCCCGACUACCGCCCUGGUGGUGGAGAUAUCCAGAUCUUCAGUGAGAAGAAGGAGUAUAAGGCAGAAGCUCGAAUUGAUGCUCACGCCUCACCAGCAUCUCGGGCCUCCCCCAAACCUGGCACCCCUCGUACCACCCCGGUCAAGUCACCCUCACCUAAUUUGUCUGGUGUGAGAUCAAAGAUAGGAUCCAUGGAUAAAGCCAAGCACACCCCUGGAGGAGGAAAUGUGAGGAUUGUAACAAAGAAGACGGACUAUACAUCUGUGUCCAGCAGAGUUGGCUCCAAGGACAAGCUCCAGCACAAACCUGGAGGGGGAAAUGUGAAGAUAGAGAACAAGAAGCUGAGCUUGGAUAGUGUAACGCCUCGUAUCGGUUCCCUGGACAAUGCCAAGCAUCAAGCUGGAGGCGGGGACAAGAAGGUCGAAACUAAAACACUUAAUUGGGAAGCUAAAUCGAAAAUCGGUUCCAUGGACAAUGCAAAACAUGUUCCUGGAGGUGGUGAAAAGAAGAUUGAGACUAAGAAACUCGAUUGGAAAGUGGAGUCUCGAGUUGGCUCCAUGGAUAAUGCCAAACAUGUAGCAGGCGGUGGCGAUGUAAAGAUUGAAAGCCACACAAUAGAGUGGAGAUCUGAGUCAAAAGUCGGGUCACUUGACAAUGCUCACCACACUCCAGGCGGGGGAGAAAAGAAGAUUGUUAAUGAGAAAGUAGAAUUCAAGGCUGAGUCAAAGGUGGGAUCGCUGAAGAACGUGAAACACUCACCAGGAGGGGGCGAGAAAGUGAUUGAAACCCAGAAACUGAACUUCAAGGAGACGGCAAAGGCGAGAACAAAACAUGGGAUGAAUGAUGACGGUUCGUCCCGACGCAGUGACAGCAUCACCUCUCAAAGUACAGCUGAUGGGAGCCAGUGAAAUUCCAGACAGAAGUUACCAUAAUGCACAAUUCCUGUAGGAACAAACUGAUGAAAGCUAUGCGAGGAAGAUGACGCUGUCUUUAUUGCCUUGUAGCCUGUAGAUCAAGGGAGAUAACUCUCAGCAAAUGGAAGAUAACUCAUCCUAGUUUUGUGCAAGGGAGAGAGUUCCUGCGUCAAAAUGCAGAGAGGCAAGAUGUAUUUUGAAAAAACAUCAACAAUUGCAUAAUUUUGUUACUUUGCCACCUGUAUUUGUCAUUGACAUAACUGGUCUUUGAUGGGUAUGUUGCAGGACGUGAAUGAUUAAUUAGCUAUGUAAUUAACCAACUGCUCUUUGUAGUGUUGCUAAUACAUGUGUAACUCAGGCCUUGGCAAAUACUGAGAAAACUGUACCAUUGCCAGAAGGUAUCAUUGAAUGUAAAACGGUAACAUGGAAUGUAAAUGUUUAGAUAACCAGAGCAAGUUUUGUGUCUUUGCAGAAUUUCGUAAUACCAGUUUGGUUUGUUGUUACAAAAACCAGUAUGAACAUGAAGCUUUAUUCAGUGACUCAGUGCUAAUUAAUAGAUGCUGCUGCCAUCUUCACAGCUGUCCUCAGCGUCUGUCUGCCACAUAUGAAUGCUACUCUAGUAUAUAUAUGAAACAAUGGUGUAUAUUUGCUGCAUGCAAGGUCAGUGUUGAAAGCAAUGUUCCGUGUGGGCACACAAGUCCUCAGAUUACAACUGUCUCCCGUGUAUGUGUGCAUGCCGAUUCCAGCUUAAGGCUCUUGUCAUGAUAUGUAAUCAAAAGCCUUAAACCUUAGUCAUUUGCUUACGGUAUAACCUCAUCAUAAGAUUGUAUGAUAUUGACUUAAGGAUAUUUCCAUCCCAUUAACACUAUUUAUUCCAUCAUGUUGCUGUAAGCUUAAAGUAGCUUUAGAGAUCUAGCAAAGAAGUCAUCUACUGGUCUUGUCUCAUUUUCCCAGAGGUACUUUAAAUAAGUAUUUCAAAUGAAUAAUUAAAAAAAGACUUAGUAUCAAAGAUAUGUAGCGAAAAAUGUUUGUUUUAAAGAAAUGACUAAAAAAUAUGUUUUUAAAUAAAAUCAUUAGAAUAUAAUGUACAUGAUGAUCAUUGUAAGUUAUAAACUGUGUAACAAUUAAGGAAAUUAUUUAAUGUUAGGGUUAUUAUUGUUAGUGAGAAAUGUUAAUUAUCUCUGCACCUGUUACUUUGUAUGCCACAUACACAAUUCCUCUGUAUGUAGUUUACGAUGCACAAUUUGUAUGUUAGUAAAUGUUAUGGGUAAUAUAAGAACACUUUGUGUAGAGGUUACACUUAAUUAUCUUUCUUUGAAAACAUACUUGAUUAAUAUGAAUCUUUUGUAACAAAAGUACAUGAAUUUCUUUUGGGCUGUUAAAAUGAUGAAUUUUAUUGCACUUUUCCCUUUCUGACCACCAUAGUAACUAUACAGUUAUCAAUUAAUUAUGAGCAAUUGAACAAAAGUGUAUUCUCUUCUACCUCUGUUAUGUUUAUGCACCCUUGCCAUUUUGAAGUAGGAAGUAGAUGGUUAUGGAGCCAUGUGUAUAUUUUCCAGGUGCCUCAAUCACUAAUGCCCUUUGAGCAUUGAUGCACUGGUUAUGAUGUGGACAUAAGGGUUGUUGGCAGGUGUUUCAGUACCAUAAUAUUCCCAGAUUAUAAUGAGAUACUGCAAGAGCAAUGUAUCUAAAACAAGAGUAUGGAGGUAUAUCUCAAAAAAUAUUUGAAUGGAGUGCUCAUUGGAAGCCAUUGAGGAAAAAUAAUCAUGUUAGUGUUUUCUAUGUGCUUGUUUUGCCUGCUAUGAUGCUUCUGAGGGUUUUCAUUGUUAAUGUUACAUGACCACAUAAUGUUUUUCAUGAUAUUUAGUACACUUACUUAAGAUGAGAAGCAGAUACAAUGCUUUUAACCGAUGCAGAUUUUAGUAAAUAGUGCUUGUUAUUUAAGAGAACUACAGUUUUACUUUUUAAAACCUUUUAGUUUCAUACUCUCUAUAGAGAUCAUUUUUAACUCUUUUGAGCUGUUCAGACCUUUUGCUGACGUUUUUCUUUUCUUUUCCAUUCCUCAAACUUUCGUUUACGGGUUUGAGUUUUUGCUCACAGUAUCUGCUUCUUCUUCACAGAAAACGUAAUGUACUCCAUUCUAAUCAUCCUGUACUUCAGUAAUGAAGCUGAUGCCUUCAUUGUCAAAGCCACAGUCAUCUUGUUUUGUGGUAAGCAAGCUGAAUUAGAUAUGCCUGAAUUCGUACUGUAAAACUAUGUAAGUGCAAUGUUGACAUGAUAGAAAUGAUUAAAAUAUUUUUUUGCAAUUUUUAUUGUAAGUUUGUAUCAUAAUACGACUAAAAUACCAAAAAUUGUUGGUUUUUUUCCUUCCCUGGCGUCUGUCACCAAAGGACUGCAUUUUUUUAUAAUUACCAUAAACUCUUCAUAGAAACAGUGAACAUACUAAUAUUUCAUGAUAUAUUUAACUAACUGAAACAAUGAAUACGACUUACUACACAGAUAAGCAUGUACAUUGUGGUUUAUAUAUCAAUAAUUCAUUACAAAGUGAAAGAAAUUAAGUGUCUUGUAUCAACAUGCAUGUAUUUUAAAGUUAUGUAUAUUGAGUUUUUUAUAUGCCAUUUCAUAAAAAACUUCUUUCAAGGUUGCUAUUGAGGUAAAUGUUUGACAUCUUUGUGUACUGCUACAUCAACAGGUGUUUGUGAGUCAUCCAACUACUGUUUCCUGGAAUACUGAAGUCUUCCUCUUGUCGUUACAGCAGAUAAACCAUCUCAGUGUCUCACUAUGUUCAUGAAUAUGUCCAUGAUAAUCAGGGCUCUGUUGAGAGACAGUAAAGUUCAAAGCUGCAUAAAACCAAAGUCAUUAUUAUCAGCAUUCUUAUAUACUGCAUAAUAUUGAAACACCAUUCUAUAUUUUAACAUUAUACAUCAAACAUUCUGAGAUGUCAGUGCUCAGAUAUUGAACUUCUUUAGGUUAUUGUUGGUAAACCUUCCAUCCUCCAUUAAGUAUCAGUCGUCUGUCAUGUGUCCAGGUUCUGCAGAAUCUAGAAUUAAAGCUUAGUGUCUUGACAGAGUUACCUCCCCUUUCUGCUCUGUGAUUGGCUGACUAUAACCACCCGUUGUGUUGUCCUUGACCUUGUGCUACAUGUGUGGUCAGUGUGAUGCAAGAUGUACACAUCCAGCACCUAGCAUGGGUGCAGCUGUAGCUACACUGGCCAAUAAACAUCAUUCUUAUCA